Messenger RNA from Fusarium mangiferae, 2256 nucleotides. RefSeq lists its product as uncharacterized. The record is from RefSeq and is a predicted model, not a curated record. NCBI's taxonomy places the organism in Eukaryota, Fungi, Ascomycota, Sordariomycetes, Hypocreales, Nectriaceae. The coding region runs from base 1 to 2256 and encodes 751 amino acids. The transcript has a single exon.
AUGGCGGACCCGAACGAAUCAUCGCAGUUUUUACUCCAACCUUUGAAUUUUGGAACAUCGACGUCACCUUGCCCGAGCACUGGAAUGGCUGCGUAUGACAUGGCCCAAAGUGAUAUCUCUGAUAGAAGACAAGAUGAGGCGUCUUCGGUUACUGGUGGAAAUCAUGGGCAUGACGAAGCCACAGGAGGAUGGGAUAAUGAACACGCCACGGAGGCCUGUACCGAGAUCACCGGCCUUUUGAUCCGGGAGACUGGAAAGGAUGACAACACUGGCUCCGCAAAGAAUCAUCAAAGAAACAUUUUUUUAGUCUGGAGCCUUGAGUUGGGCCUCCUCCUAUUGGCAAUCGGGCUGCUCGGAUCCAUUUUCGCUAUCCUCGGCGCGUACAACACUCAUGAGUUGCCUGAUUGGAAUGGCAAGAUAGGAGUUGGCAUCACACUCAACGCUCUUAUUGCCGUGAUUGCUACCAUCUUCCGCUCAGUCAUAGUCUUCGUGGCCUUGGAGGUCUUGGCUCAGCUGAAAUGGGACUGGAUCUCAAAGACAUUCAGACCCGUGGGCGAUAUGCAGCGCUACGACGAUGCGUCCCGAGGCGCAUGGGGCUCACUGAUGCUUCUUCCGGUUGUGUUUAAGCGCCAACCGCAGGCCAUCAUAGCCGUAAUAGUCGUUGUUGUUUCUCUGGCCAUUGGACCUGUAACUCAACAGUCAAUACAGCCGUACUAUUGCGCUCAGCUUGCACCAGAACGGUUGGCGACAAUCACUGUAGCCAACGAACUCGAUGAGGACCUUUUCUAUUACCAGGAGCGCCCGUCAUCAUGGAAACUUCACGUCGGACUGAAAGCCGCAAUCCAGGAUGCCGUGGUUAAUCCUUCGCAGAGCUCAAAUGCUGACGGCCUCUUCGAAUGUCCUUCAGGAAACUGUACUUUUCAUGCCUAUUCCGACCACCCUGGGCAGCCUGACGAGGAGCGGGUUUCGCAUGCCAGUUUGGGUAUGUGCAGUCGUUGCGAGGACAUUUCAAGUCUUGUAAAAGUGAGAGUGGAUCGUAAUGCCGAAACCGACUUGCAUCAAGCUAUACUGAGUAUGGGCGUGCCAUCUCGAGAUAAUGAAUCGGAUCGUAUCGAGAUCAGUUCGGGCACCUCAUCUCAAAGCGCACGGUAUUUGGAGUCCAAAAUUACCGAGGACUUUUGGUGGGCGGACAAAGCAUUACCAAAAGACUUCCUCAACACUGCGCGUUGGUCAGCAGCGAAUUUGACUAUACUAGCUUUCUCGCAGCAAAACUGUCAAAACAAUACUGACGGCAGUAUGUCGUGUCCCCUAGUCGGUGGUAGGGAAAAGGCCAAGGGUCCUGUGGCCUGGGGCCAACCAACUGGCUACAUUGCCGCUGCGUGCAUCUUGUAUCCAUGCCUCAAAUAUUAUGCUGGCACUGUGAACUUGGGGUCGUUCUCGGAGCGUGUCGUCAGAAGCACACCGUUGCGUGUACAAAUCCCAAAAGUUCUUGAGGACUCAUCUGCUAAACUUGCAGCUAAUGAGGUUCCCCAAGGCUUGGCGGGCGUUCAAUAUCCUUGUUUUGUCAACGGUACACUAUACACCUCGACGAAUAUGACUUCAGAAUCCGAGAAGCUUCCAGAAGACGCCACACGAAGUGUCUUCAUUCAUCGCGAAGGCUGGGAGAACCAUAGCCUCCACGAAGCCAUUGGCUACCGUAUCGUCACUGCUCCUCGCGAAUGCGUCAUUUCACUCCGGCACCUAUUCAUUUAUUCUUUGCGGCGGAGUCUUUCUGAGGCCUUCAACGCGUACUGCAGACCUGAAGGCUUCCAGACCAACUUCGUGUCCUGUUACACAGAUACCGAGGCGAGCUCAUUGCCUAUGAUAUCUAUUCUACGCCCCCGUUCCACAAAUAUACACACUAUAUCAGAGUCGAUGGAUUCCAUGGCCAUACGCCUAACGACAGAAUUUCGACGUGCCGGAUUGAACGCCUAUGGCAAUUCUAGCGCGAUCGUUCAAGGUCAGGUCUGGGAAAACAGAUCAUGCCUCAAGGUUGCCUGGGAAUGGCUAGUGUUGCCAGCAGUGCUAUUAUCGAUGUGCAUUGUGUCGAUAGUUUGGCUUAUCAUCAGUGACCUACUAUGUAGACGCAACGUCGUCGCAUGGAAGGGUUCGAUUCUGCCAUUCCUGCUCAACCAUCAGGUACCUAUAUUGGAAAAGAUGAGUUUAGGAGAACUGGACUUGGCUAGCAAGAAGUUCGAGAUCAAAGUAGAAAGGUAA